This is a messenger RNA of Vespa velutina, 2238 nucleotides long. Its product is annotated as zinc carboxypeptidase-like. Gene Ontology annotation, molecular function: metallocarboxypeptidase activity; zinc ion binding. Lineage: Eukaryota; Metazoa; Arthropoda; Insecta; Hymenoptera; Vespidae. The record is from RefSeq and is a predicted model, not a curated record. Gene Ontology annotation, biological process: proteolysis. Bases 218 to 1480 code for a protein of 420 amino acids. The transcript is spliced from 5 exons.
CCUGGAGUACAUAUAAAGCCACUCGAGGAAUCGACGAAAGAUUUUCCAUUCCACGUUGAAUCGCGCCAGAACGCACUUUUUUCUCGUAGAUUUCGUAGACGAGAACAGUGAUAGAUUUAAGAUGUAAGAAGUCAAACGGUAAUACGGACAAUCAAUGAAUUUGACUGAGAUCGAAGGAUUUUCAAAGCAAACGAUUAAAUCUUUUUGAAAACUAUUUAUGACGAUGAGGAUAACGACGAUGAACCGAUUAUACGUUUUCCUUUUUCUCGCGAGUAUCUCUGCAUCGGAAAAGGUACGUUACGACGGUCAUAAACUCUACAAGGUUCAUGUUGAUAAUUACGAUAAUUUGAAUGCCUUAACGAACAUGCAAGAAGACGAGGGUUAUAAUUUUUGGAAUUUACCGAGGAUGAAUGAUUCCUCGUUAAUCGUCGUUGCUCCAAAAAGGAUCGAUGAGUUUGAAAAGAUCGUUAACAGUAACAAAAUGUCCGCCACGUUAAUGAUGGACGAUCUUCAACGUUAUAUCGACGAAGAGAAUCCGAAUGUCGAUGGGAGAGGCACUUUUGAUUGGACAGCUUAUUAUAGGCUCGACGUGAUAUAUCAAUGGAUGGAAAGUCUCGCUCAGGAACAUUCUAAAAUCGUUAAAAUUGUGAACGGUGGAGUCAGUACCCUUGGGAGGCCCAUAAAAGGUUUAAUGCUUCGUUUUAAUCCUAAUCAAAAUACGUCGAUCUUCUUGGAAAGUGGUAUUCACGCGAGGGAAUGGAUAUCGGUAGCCACAACUACAUACGUGGCAAACGAAUUGAUAUUCAACGAAGAUCCUGCUAUUAGGACUUUGGCGGAGUCCUAUAUUUGGUAUAUAUUCCCAAUUUUCAAUCCAGAUGGCUACGAAUAUUCGCAUACUACGAAUCGAUUGUGGAGGAAGAAUUUGAAACGAUACGCACUGAGAUGUAAAGGCGUCGAUCUCAAUCGAAAUUGGGAAUCUCAUUGGGCAGAAAUAGGAACAAGUUCUAAUCCCUGCGCUGAAACAUAUCCAGGACCCGAAGCAUUCUCUGAAAUCGAAUCGAAGUCGAUGUCAAGUUUUCUGAAAAGUAUACCGGAAAAAUUGACGGCUUAUCUAGCCUUCCAUAGUUUCAGCCAAUUGUUGCUUAUACCGUUCGGUCAUAGCAACGAAAGAAUCGACAAUUACGACGAUCUUAUGGAAAUAGGAAAGUUCUCCGUCAAGGCUCUAUCCAAGAGAUACGGUAUCGAUUACACCGUUGGAAACGUAGUCGAUGUUAUUUAUCCAGCAGCUGGUAGUUCGAUGGAUUGGGUUCGUGCCGCGAUUGGUCCUCGUAUAACUUACACGUACGAGCUUCGUGAUAAAGGCCGAUACGGUUUUUUGUUACCAGCUAAUCAAAUCAUUCCUACGGGAGAGGAAACGAUGGAUUCUUUGAUCGGCAUGUUUCAAAAAGCAUUGGAUCUUGGAUACGGAUCACGACCAUAAUUAAUUCACUUUAACGUUCUUACAUAUAAUCGAAAAGAAAUUUUAUUUAUAAAUUUUCUUUUACACUUAAUAUCGCAUUUAUUAAGUUUAUCACUUUUAUAAUAUUAUCAAUGAUAUAUUAUGAGUAACAAAAAAUUAUGUGAAUAUCAACAAUAAUAUUAUGUGUAUAAAAGCAAAAUGUAAAUAAUGGCAUCAUCGAUCGUCGACUGUUAAAAUAUUAUCGAGCUGUUCUGAUUAUAAAAUCGAGUGGUAAGAUAAGUGGCCUUAAUUAAGAAACGGAUUUAAUUAAAAAAUGAACUAAAAUACUUUGUAUAUCUAAUAAUAAAUAGAUUUCAUUUUAAUAUACGUUGAUUUAUUUGCAAGUAUAAUAAAAUAUCGUAUCAUCCACUCUUCCGAUUGAAUUAUUCGUAAUAAUCUUAUAGAUUUAUAUCGGUCGUUAUAUAUCCACGAAAUGCGUUAUCAAGAAUAACAUGACCUGAAUAUUUCUAAUUAAUCCGUUUUAUUUGAUUCUUCCAAAGAAAUUAUUUUAUUCGGUAAAUUUUCAUUACCAAUUAAGAUUUUCUCCAACCGAAGAAUCACAUGAAGAAUCGUCAAUCUGUGUGUGUGAUAAGUAAUCACGUUUAAAAUAAAUAGAAAUCUUUUCAAUAGAUUAGAAAGUAAUUAACUAACGACAUUGUAAGAAAAAAAAGUCGAUCGAUCAUCAAUGCGACGAGUUUUUUUUUUUUUUAAUGACCGAUAACAAUAUUAACGACGGAAAA